Microthlaspi erraticum is the source of this 1512-nucleotide messenger RNA. Lineage: Eukaryota; Viridiplantae; Streptophyta; Magnoliopsida; Brassicales; Brassicaceae. The record is from the annotation of a GenBank genome assembly.
AUGGCGGGUUUCUCAUUCUACUGCCUUAUAAACCCACCAAUUCUCUUUACUCUUCCGUCGGAAUCACCUCUCUCUCUCUUGGGUUCCGGCAAGGAUUCGCCGGCGACGAUACGGCGAGCCAGAAGGAUCGGUGAGCUCUUCGUAUCGCACGCGCACUCUAACCCGAAGAUAAUCAAGCCGAAGAAGAAGUCCAAGUAUGGGGAAACGUUAUCUCCCUAUGACAGUGAUGAAGAGGAACAGCUGGACGAUGAGAGUGAUGAAGACGAUGAUGACUGGUUACUUAACGAUGACUUCGCAGAGGUCGCAGAGUAUGAAAGGAAGAAACCUAAGUCACAGAGGCAAACCAUUGUUAAGAAAGUUGUGAAGAAGGAGACCGUGACAAGUUGGGAGAAACCUGAAGAAAGCGAGACUGAGGAAGACGAAUUAGACAUUGACAUUACUCGAAAUGCCUCAGAGAAGAAGAAGGAGAAGGACUCUUGGCGUUUAGAUGGCCGAGGAAAGAUGAGCUCGAGGAAGUAUGUGGAGAAACUAUACCCUAAGCUCUCAGAAGAGAUUGAUAUAGAUCCGAAAUGGGUACCUCUCCUGGACUACUUGAGCACGUUUGGUCUAAAAGAGUCCCACUUUGUUCAAAUGUAUGAGAGACACAUGCCGUCGCUUCAGAUCAACGUGUUAUCAGCGCAAGAGAGGCUCGAUUACUUACUUAGCGUCGGUGUCAAACACAGAGAUAUCAAGAGGAUGCUUCUGAGACAACCGCAGAUACUUCAAUACACGGUUGAGAACAAUCUCAAAGCUCACAUUUCCUUUCUGAUGGGACUUGGGAUCCCCAAUUCCAAAAUAGGACAGAUCGUUGCUGUAACUCCGUCUCUGUUCUCUUACAGUGUCGAGAACUCGUUGAGACCAACGAUAAGGUAUUUGAUCGAAGAGGUUGGGAUAAACGAAAACGAUGUGGGGAAAGUCGUGCAGCUGAGUCCUCAAAUUCUGAUUCAGAGGCUGGACAUAACGUGGAACACUCGUUACAUGUUCCUCUCCAAGGAGUUAGGAGCGCCUAGAGACAGUGUAGUGAAGAUGGUGAAGAAACAUCCGCAGCUUCUUCACUACAGUAUCGAUGACGGAUUCUUGCCUCGGAUCAAUUUCCUUAGGAGCAUUGGGAUGUGCAAUUCUGAUAUCUUGAAAGUCUUGACUAGCCUUACACAGGUUUUGUCUCUGUCACUAGAAGACAAUCUGAAGCCUAAGUACAUGUAUUUGGUCAAUGAGCUGAAGAAUGAAGUGCACAUUUUGACUAAAUAUCCAAUGUACUUGAGCUUAUCCUUGGAUCAGAGGAUACGUCCGAGGCACCGGUUCUUGGUUGAGUUGAAGAAAGUGCGGAAAGGUCCGUUCCCUCUUAGCUCUUUGGUGCCAAACGAUGAAAGCUUUUGUCAGCAAUGGGCUGGAACUAGUGUAGAUAAGUAUCUCGCCUUUCGUCAGAGACUUUUACUCAAGGAGUUUGCAAACAAGUAUGAGAAGAGAGGAUGA